AUGGUGACAUCUGCCGCUACAUCUUCGUCCCGGAACAUCGACGCGUCCCCCGGAUCCGGUCGCCAACCCGACGCGACCUCCAAUGCAGCAGCGCCCGCGCGUACCACGCGGAUGCUGAUCGACGUGCUCGAGGUGGUCACGCAAGCAACGGCGUACGUUUUCCAGGUGAUUAUUUUCAAGCUAAUCGUGUCUCGCCCCGAGGAUGCGAAGGAAGGCACGGAGUGGCUCAAGGGCCUGCGGUUCCAUUUUGACGCGCCCCUGUUUCUCUCCGUAUUCAUCGCGAGUACCAGUUUUUGCGUGGUGUCCCUCUUCCUCUGCGUGAGCCCGACGAAGCCGUACGAAAAGCAGCUGGUCACCACGCAGUGGCGGUACUUCGGGGUGCCGAUCGGGCUGAUGGGGCUCUUUGUCUUCUUCAACGUGAUCAAUGCGUUCGCAGAAUUGUACGCUUUGAUGUACCUGCCGGCGAGUAUCAUGGAAUCGAUCCUGAUGACGGCGCCCGCGCUGUCCGUGAUCUUCACGCGCGUGCUGCAGCCCUCGAUCCGCUACAACAACUGGGCCUACUUCUCCAUCAUUCCGAUCGUCGCGGGCGGGAUUUUGUCCGCGCUCCCGGCCAAUUUCCGCGAGGACGUGCAGUCCACCGGAGGCCGCGAAAACUUCGGCCUGGGCUUGUUCUGGGCGAUCACAGCCACGAUUUUCCGUGUGGUCCGCGUGAUCGUGGUGGACAUGGUGUCCGGGCAGUUCGAGGAGCGCAUGAUCGAAGAGGAGCAGAACGAGCUCGCGCCGAGGAUCGAGCACCUGCCCAACCCGCAGGAAGAAACCGAAGACGAGCGCGCGGCCGUUCUCAACGCGCAGCGAGGCGGGGCGCAAAAUGAGCAGCAGCUGCCGGUUCCCGCGUUCGGACGCUUGGCGGACCUAGAGGUUGACCAAGAACAAGAGGAGAACCGCCCGCUGGUGGUGCCAGCGCGCGAGGGCGAACGAGAGGCGGGCGCGCAGCCUAUGCCGAACGUCGUGAACAUCCUGCGCAUCAUGGGUCCGGUGUCCGCGGUGGCGUACCUGGUCAUGUCCCUGUCCGUGGAGCGCAACUGGAACGGCGACCGGUCUUGGACGCCGGCCGUCCGCGUGGGCGAAAUUUUCGCGACGGGCGGGGCACUGCGCCUGUUCGAGUUGUCGAUGGCGGUGAUCUUCGGUGAAGGGUUACUGGCCACCAUGUGGGUGCUGUCCGAGUUUCGCCUCACGGAGCGGUGCGGUGCCUUUGCCGCGGCCAUCUUCGGCAACGUCAACCGGUCCGUGACCGCCGUCGGGGCGGUGCUGAUGCUGCGCGAGUCGUUCGCGUGGUGGCAGGGCGUGGGGAUUGGCGUGAUGGCGGUCGGGGUGCUGAUCCGCUUCCUGCUCGGGAACGCGACCAGCGUGCGCGCGGGGGAGCGACUGGACCAGAUGCCGCGCCACCUGCGGGAGGAAAUCGACGAGGACCAAGUGACAAAGAGGGUCAGUGCGAAAGUCGCGCUGCGCGACGUGGAAUCGCACAUGGCAGGCUUCCCCCUCGGUGAAAUCAGCACCAUUGACCGGCAAGUGACCGAAGAGCUGCAGCGCCAGGUCGUUGAGGUGCAGUCGCGGCAGGCGUCGCGCCAGGUGUCGCGCGAACAUUCGGCGAACGCUGUGAUCGGGGCCCAGGAGAAAACCUUGUUUCCGGCGGGGCUGCCGAAGGGCCGGCGGGAAACCGGGCGGACCACCGAGGCAAGCUCGAGUUCGCGCCGAGCGGGCAGCCGGUUCCGACGGGACUCCUCGUCGUCCGACGGGUUUUCCUCGGACGGUCGGUAAAAUCAGAAUUGGGGAGAAGCAGGAGUUUUUUGAUCAUCGCUUCGAGUUGUACUAUGAAUUAGUCUCGAUGCUUGAACGUGUGUGUUUGUUGCAAGAAUUUUAUGUCUUAUUUCUUGCAGCUUUGAUGUUUUUCUUUUUAGUUUGUUUUAUCAUUUUGUAUCUAUCAUUUGUUCGAGCUUUUUUGCACACUGCUAUAUAUCCGUACUUUUCUAUCGGUCACCCACCGGCUUCUAUACGUAUUGUGUGUUGGCUCUCCAUGCAUUCAAACUUCUCGAUGUAGUUGUGUCAUGAUUUUCUUCUAAAAAAGCGUUUACCCAACGUUUCUCUACUUGUAGAAUCAAUUGAGGAAAGAGGACUUUGCUCUACAUAUUCACAUAGGGCUUUCGGAAUUUUAUUUCUGCUGCAUAGCGUUAGUGCAACUGAGUAAUCUCGACAUCAUUUCCUUGAGUACUUCGCUAUUUCUUGUGCUGCUAGAGAAACAUAAAAAAUUUGUACAUGCC
Molecule: messenger RNA, 2318 nt
Organism: Amoebophrya sp. A120
Lineage: Eukaryota; Dinophyceae; Syndiniales; Amoebophryaceae
Source: the annotation of a GenBank genome assembly